AUUUUUACUUAGAGCGCAUUCUUAUAAGACUACUUUACCCCACUACUUUAUCCAACACCAGUUUGCAAAGUGUAACGUUUUUGAAGGCGUUAGGAUGACGAUUUUCAGCUUGAGAUUUCUUCCUGUAAUGCUUUUGUUCUUGAGUUAUGUUUUUGGGCUGUUGCUCCUGGAAGAGCAGGGGAACGGCGGCGAGGAGGAAGAGCUCAGCAAAGCCAUUCUAGAGAUGCUGCACAUCGAGAGGUUUUCUACACCGUACCAGGCUAAACCACACCCCUACAUGAGGCAGGUCUACCAGCUCCUGGACGCACACGAGGUCAGAGAUUUGGGCAACUCCGAUGGAACCCUGGUGCAGAGCUUCCGGAGUGUUCAGGGCCCAGAGUGUGCUCCUCCAGGCUGGAUCUGGUUCAACGUAUCCCACCUGAAGCCCUCCAUGACGGGGGCAGAGCUGGUCUUGCUUCGCAAGACCCUCCACCCCGACCCCCUCAGCGUCACCGUGGCUCUGCACAGCCUGGUGAGCUGGGAGGAGGGCGUGACCGGGAGCGCACCUCUGGAGGAGAGACUCCUAACGCUCGACCAGCUUCCCCCGUCAGGCUACGACGUGUUCAACGUGUCCGGCGUGUUGGCUGAGAAGCUUCAGGAGGUGGUGGGGUUCCAGCUACGCUACAAGGAUGAGAGUGGGAGCCUAGUGCUCCACGAGGCCCUGACGCAAAGCUUCUACUGCCUGGGUGCCGGCUCCUCAAGCCAGCCGCUGCUGGUGACGUAUCGGGCUCGGCCGCUCCUCCGACCCCUGGUCGCCAUGGGUUCAGGGCUCCCUGUAGCACGAAGGCAGUAUCAGCCAUGUCGCACCGUGGGCGGACAAGACAGAUGCCUUCACCGACGCCAUGCCUCUGCAGACUCCUCAUGCAGCCUCCACCACCGCUACGUUGACUUCAGGGAAGGAGUCUUGGCCAGAUGGAUUCUUCAGCCGUCGGGUUUCAAUGCUUCCUUUUGCAGGGGUUCCUGCAACAUGUGGGCGUCAGGCCUGUCCACAGAGGAGCUCAGACAACAAAGAGCAAGAGAAGAGAGUUCAGUCAAAAGCUUCACCUGUGUCUCCCAGGAAUUUUCCUCUGUCGCUGUGAUGCAAAAGACAGAAACGGACGAGGUUCUCAUCAAAACCCUGAGAAAUGCAAAGGCAAAAAGUUGUGUGUGCAUAUAGGAGAGCAAGUAGACAAAUUGUAUCAAAUAUGCGUACAAUAUUUACUUUCACGUUUAUUUGUCAUACAACCUAAGGUUUUGUUUUAAGCUAAAUUUGCCAUUUGUCGUGUAGGCCUAUUCUUUGGAUCAUUCGUCACAGGUUAUACACUUGAAAUAAAUUAACUAUUGAAUGUUUGGCAUACUUACGUAUUAUAUAUGUAUAUUAACUCUUGUAUAUAUAUAUUUUUUAUGCAAGUUUCCCAACUGACUGUUUUGUGAUGUAGCCUACUUGUGGCAAGUAAAAAUGCAUGCAAAAAUAAACUCGUCGUUGGCCUCUAAGGAAGUUC
This is a messenger RNA of Osmerus eperlanus (European smelt), 1520 nucleotides long. Its product is annotated as bone morphogenetic protein 2-B. Lineage: Eukaryota; Metazoa; Chordata; Actinopteri; Osmeriformes; Osmeridae. Gene Ontology annotation, cellular component: extracellular region. The transcript is spliced from 4 exons. The record is from RefSeq and is a predicted model, not a curated record. Gene Ontology annotation, biological process: BMP signaling pathway. Gene Ontology annotation, molecular function: cytokine activity; growth factor activity. Bases 95 to 1195 code for a protein of 366 amino acids.